Molecule: messenger RNA, 3407 nt
Organism: Actinia tenebrosa (Australian red waratah sea anemone)
Lineage: Eukaryota; Metazoa; Cnidaria; Anthozoa; Actiniaria; Actiniidae
Biological process (GO): G protein-coupled receptor signaling pathway, coupled to cyclic nucleotide second messenger; chemical synaptic transmission
Cellular component (GO): dendrite; plasma membrane
Molecular function (GO): neurotransmitter receptor activity; G protein-coupled serotonin receptor activity
Source: RefSeq, a predicted model, not a curated record
CCCCUCCUGCUUUAAUAGCACACAAUCUAUGCAGUAAGUUUCAAUAGACAAUGAAUAAAUUAUGUAUCAACAAUGUCAUAAUCCCUGGUAUUUUCAUGCGUGAAAUUCAAAUUUCGAUUCGCUCAACGAACAUUCAACUUUAUAAUCCACUUGACAAUGUCACAAAAACCUUCAAGGAUCGUUGCGUUCUCAGCAAAUGAAGUGCAUAUUAAGAAAACUAGAUGCGUUUAAUCGCUAUAUUGUUUAUAUCAAAAUCCUUUUACAAAGAGAUGGCAGUAAAAGGGGUUAUCCUGGCGUUAAGUGCCUCGGAUCCUCACGAUUGAAAUAUUUCCUACAUCUGUCAGAGUGAGCUAUGGAAACGGGAAAUUCUGCUGGGAAUAGCACCUUCGACGAGUGUGAUGUCAUUUCACUAUCAAGAUCAGGAACCACCAUUGCUGUAGCUCUGUGCUACGGAAUCCUCAUCCCUCCGAUUGUCCUUGGUAAUGGGCUCGUUGUAAUAUCGUUUAUAAUAAACCAGAAGCUUAGAACAGCAACCAAUAUCUUCAUCUGCGGUCUGGGUCUUAGUGACCUUCUAAUUGGCCUAUUCUCGGUGCCAUACUGGACUUAUAUAUCAUCUUUAGAGGUUAUCAUGGACGCGUAUUGCACCCCUUCGUUAUACAAGGUGUAUAUAUGCCUCGAUAUAUGGACAGGAUGUGCCUCUAUUCUCCAACUAACAGCAAUCGCCAUCGAGAGGUUGUACUUCACUGUCGCACCUCUAAGGCACCGACGACUUCCACGUUCGCUCUACUGGUACAUGAUCGGCAUUGCAUGGUUCUAUUCUAUAUUUAUGGCAGUCUUACAAACGGUACAAAAAAACUGGGUUCAAGGAUACAGCCUGCUUUUAUUGAUCACUUGCUUCGUCUUCCCAUUAUUUAUCAUAGUUGCUGUAUAUUUAUAUAUUUUAAAAGUUGGUCGACGGCAAGCACAAAGGAAGCCCAGCACUCGAAAAAGAAUGGGAUCGACUGGAGGAGAUUUAAAAGAAUUCAAUAUCUUUAUAACCGUGAUUGUGAUAACUGGAGUUUUUGUGAUUGCAUGGGCGCCAUUCUUCGUUGUUACGGUUGUAGCUUCUCUAUGCGGUAAUUGUAUAUCUCAUCCAGAACACGACUUUCUGGUUCAAGUUGUCAAAUGGAUGCAUUACAGCUCUAGCGCUAUUAACCCUUAUAUCUACGCUUAUAGAAACGAGGAUGUAAGAUUAACUUUCAACAAAAUUCUACGCUUGGUGUGUUUUUGUGCUUGCUGCUCGCGUACACGUCUUGACAAGGAGCGAAAAAGCAAGAGGAAUGUUCGUUUACAUUCAAUCCAACAGGGAACGCGGAAAAACAAUGAUAACUUGGAUAGUCGCGGUGGAAAUAUGCAGUCUAAGAAUAGAAAAGAUGGUCAGAAUCAUCCAAGGAUAUUAGACAUUGACGAGUUAAUUGGGCACACGUCGAGUUCUGGAACAAACGCUCGACGGGAUCCGAGAGGAAGAGAAUGGAGUGUCGUAAAACAAACCACAAGGUCACCUGUCAUUAGGGCUCAAGAUCCAGCCGAGAAAAACGUUCGCUUUUAUGAAAAUAAUGGCUUCGUGGGGAUGGAGAGAGAUAUUAAUAGAAGUUCUAAGCAAAAAGGAAUCGAGAAUGAAGCUUUUCAUCUGCAAGAAAUGAGGACAGAAUUUAAUGUAGAAGAGCAAAGAAAUAAAAGGUUUUGUAGCUCUCAUAAUAAAGAAAAUAAAAGACAGCCAAGGGUUUCAGGAAAGUCAACCAAUCAAAAUACGGCUAAAAAAUCAGGUAUCGCUCAUCUCAACCACAAUGACGUAACUUCAGGAGUUUCGACCAAUCAGAAGAGGUUUCGUAAAUCGCGUGACGCGGAUACGACUAGGAACGUUCGAAUUGGUAAUAAUGAAACGUCACAAAAAUCGACCAAUCAGCUUCAAGUUUAUAGACCACGUGACAAGAAACAGUCCAGGAGUGUUGAUGUUGAUCAUAUCAACGCGUGUAAUGGGGAAAUUUCAGACGACGUGUCUUACGUUUGACCGCUUGAGGUCAACUGGGUUUUGACGACGUGUGUUUGAUCCAGACGAUAUAAAGAAACUGCAGUUAAGAGGUUAAUCAUGGUUAUAUUAUUACUUAGCAAGGCUUCUGUUUCUUUUGACAACCUCUUAACUCAGCUAUUUAAUUAAUUGGUGAAUUUAAAAAAAAAAUCCUCUCCCCUGGAUUCACAUAUGAACUAUAUACUUACAUGCAUUGCUUUUUUAAUUAGAGCUGAUUUACAGUAAUUAAACUGGACAUUAAGCUUUAAAUCUUAUUGGAUAACAAAUAGGGCAGAACACAGGCAGCCCAAACAAGGUUUCUGUCUGAAGUUGUUGAUUGAGCGCUUUCAAUUUUUCUGUAAGCAACAGGAAACUGCACACGCGACACGACUCUCCCACUUCAUCAAGAUCACACUUUGAUAAACUAGUAUCAUUAACCAAUCAUAUUGCGACAUUUAGUUCAAUAUAUUUAACCAGCCAAUCAGAUAGCACAUCGAUAUAAUAACAGCGUGAGAACAUGAUAAUCUGAUUGGCUAACGCUGUUAUCAGCUCAAUCUCUGUCUUGUUUACUGUUAUCUGAUUGGUCAGUUUUAUUCAACUGAUCCCAGUUAGUGUGUCCACACAGUAAGUCUGCGAAUCUUUACUGAAGCUAAAAUGCCUGACUUUUGGAAAGCGUGGAAUUCGUUCUCAUUGCUAUUGACUGUCAUUGAAAUGAAAGAUAGACUGAGAGCUUUUACCGUUUUAUUAUUCAUUCAAUUAUUGCAACAAAGUAAUUACGUUUACAACUGACCAUAAAUCGGCUGAAGGCAAAUGCACUAAUCGGGAUACCUGCGGGUAAAAGUGAUUUGAGCUCUACAUUGUGAUAUAGCAAAAGUUGCUGUUGUUUUUGAUUCAAAAAGAAAGAUUACUUGGCAAUCAUUUUAAACAACGAUCAUUUGAACACUUCCGAUCUCGUACUCGGAGCCUAUAUUUCUUACUGCGAAAACUCGAGCAUGCGCAGAAAUAAAUAAAGGCUCUGGUACGAGAUUGGGUCAUCCAAAUUACAAAUACCGGCUUGAGCAUGCGCAUUAACAACCACCGAUUCAACAUGGUUGCUAGAAUUUUUUGGAAGAGGAAAUUGAGAGAAUUAUAGAAGGAAACUAUAGCGGGGGGGAAAAAAACAACGUUGAAUCGAAAAAAAAUUAAUUGACCACGCCUUUUGCACGGCCCCUCAUUGGAUUGGCUACCCGUGAGUCAAGCAUCAUGAUUUGUCAGUUGUGAACGAAGCCGCUUUUUAUCCAUCACAGUUUAUUUUCUUGGAUCUCUUUCACGAUAUGCCGCCAUUUUUGUUUUCUAAUGAGAAUAAAAUUCUUUGUUUAAA